AUGGUCAGUGGGAGCUUGGAGCUAGGUGCUGCACUGGACGAGGAACUCGACUGCAUCGGUGCUCACGCUCUGCUGAAAUUAAGCAAGGCAGGAAACGUUGGCUCCAACGGCUGGCGGAGGUGGAGCAGGAGGCGGUGGAGCGGGCCCUGCAGAAAUUCAACAACGCAGGAAACUCCAACGUCCGGUGGAGGAGCAACUUCUGGCGGUGGAGCAGGAGGAGGAGGAGCAGAGAUUUAUGCAUACAAAGGAUUUAUACAUACAGCAUUAACACUAAUGGAAGGAAAUAAGCUAACCUGCAUGGAUGUGAAUUUCAGAUAGCAACAACAACAGCGAAACAAACUUUAAAUCACAUUUAAAUUACGUAUACGCCGCGUAGCCGUAAACCCAA
Molecule: messenger RNA, 388 nt
Organism: Drosophila novamexicana
Lineage: Eukaryota; Metazoa; Arthropoda; Insecta; Diptera; Drosophilidae
Exons: 5
Coding region: 1-318 (105 amino acids)
Source: RefSeq, a predicted model, not a curated record